Molecule: messenger RNA, 5570 nt
Organism: Polypterus senegalus (gray bichir)
Lineage: Eukaryota; Metazoa; Chordata; Cladistia; Polypteriformes; Polypteridae
Exons: 7
Coding region: 512-5563 (1683 amino acids)
Source: RefSeq, a predicted model, not a curated record
UGGGGCGCGUGCAGCUUUAACUGUACGGCCGGGUGGAUGUCCACGCGUUACGCACACCCAGCAGGCAGGUCUCACAUCCUGGCACUUUCUCGUUGUCAAGGCAGCGCUAGAAAGGAAGGCUGGCUGGGGAAGUUGCUGCAGUGUCCUGACAGUAAAAAAAAAUGUCCACACGUUCCAAAGUGUCCUGCAAAGUUAGAUUUAACUACCCAGCUUUGAAAAUCUAACACUUCAGGAGGCUUUCAGUGGAAAACACUUGAAAGAUAACAAAAGCUAUGGGAAAGAAUACUUUAUCAUCAUUGCUUAUCCAUACAAAUCAGGAUGACAACUUGUGAGAAAAAUAAGAGAACAAGCCUGAAAUGGGAAACAGCUAUGUUGUACGGAUUCAUUUACUUUUUGCUAAUAAUUCAGUGAUGUCUUGAAUUGUUACAAAUAAGUAAGUCACUUUAAAUGAUCAUCUAAAAUUUUUGCAUGGUUUGGAAUAAUUUGUAAAAGACACAGGAUUACAUAGAAGAUGCAGUGCCUUCAGGAUCAGGAAGGCUUGGCUUAUGAGAAGGAUCACGGAUGCUGUUCUGCCAUCCAGUUUGAUGAUGAAAUUUUAGCGAAGAAACGUGAAUAUUGGCGGAUGAAAAAGAGGGAGCAACGGGCAAAGCUGGCUGCUGCUAAGAGAAGUUCAUGUAAAGUUGGAGAUGAGACAAGGACAAGUAAAAACAUUUUGUCUAGUAUCAAUGCUGAACAAUAUGUGAACUCUUCAUUUUGCAGUUUUGUUGAAGAUGAUGAUAGUGUGAUGAUUAUAACUUCCCAGGUAGCUAGCAGUUCACAGACUUCAGUGUUAGAUGCAAAUAAUUGCUUGCUGAAUGUAGAUGGCUCGUACUCUGAUGCAGAUGUUAAUCAAGAAUUUGACAAUGCAGUUAAAAAGUUUGGUUGCAUAAGCUAUCCCCUAAAUAGUACUGUAAAUACUGUAACUGAUGUUUACCCUUCCCAUACACAACAUUGCUUGAGGGAAGUCUCCAAUCCAGAAGCACAAAUAUCUACUAUUGAUUUGACAGCUUCCGAGACAGCUGAUCCUCUUGAAGAUGAUAAUCUUUAUGAUGGUCCUGAAAACACUGAUUCCAAUAAUCAGAACUGUGCUUUUAACAAUUUACACAAUUUUAAAGGCUCUGUUUCAGCUCUUCCAAGUAACACAUGCCCUCAAAGACCAAAUUCAGUUGAUAAAAACCCAUACCAAGCAAAUAAAAAUUCUGAACUCUUGGCAAAUAAACCCCACCAGGAUCACUUAUCUGACAAAGAUGUUUUUAAGUCGUCUUCUGUUUGUACUGAAGAUUUAGUUUCAGAAUCCCAUUGUCCUGAUGAACAACGGGCAGCUGGUCAUCUCAACAUUUUGCCAUUUUCUCUUUCACAGCCAGCGUCCCUGUCAUCGGCAGUUUCUAAGGAGUCAUACAGAUGCAAAGAGGGGCUUUGCUUGCCUCAGCAGAAUCAAAGGUGGUUUCAGAGGUUAAAACUUAAUAAAGUCUUGCCACAUCCUAGCAACAAUAAAGGUUCAUCCCGGCUCAGUAUGAAAGGCAGUACAAAGAGAGAUUUGAAAUUACAGCGUAAUAUAAGCAAAAGUAAAAAUUGCCGUUGGAUGCCACAGGAGACUGGCAACUUUCAUUUAGGUGGAAAAGAACCCAUAGAAAUAAACUGUGUAAAGAAAAGUCAAAAUGUUACCUUCAGAGAUGAUUAUCCCAUAUCUCCUCAGUCAGUUGAAUCCAUUUUAGAUGAAUGUUGUGACACAGCUGUGUCCCAUUCAGAUACAAGAGAACAAAUCCCAAAUUCCAUUUACUCUACAACAGAAACAGAAGAUAAAGAUAUCAUUUUGAAUGAAAAUUCAUGUAGUACACAAUCCAUUCAUCUCACUGAUAUUGAUUCAGACAAGCAAAACUGCCAUAAAAAACUUCCUGUUCCGUUAAUGUUAACCACUAGAAUACAAAAACAAAAGCCAAGUUAUAUCCUUGAGGAAAAGAGCCCUAUUGCUGUCUCUAGGUAUAACUCUGCUGAUCAUUUUGCUCCUCAAAGACAGGUGGGGAGCUCUACAACCGCUGAAAAUAAAAAGCAUAAUGCACCUGGGAGACAAAAAAGAAACCGAUUUUUGAACUCAAGCAAUCUCUGUAUUCAAAAUGUUCUUGACUUGGAGGAGGAGAAGGCAGCCAAGCGUAGAGAAUACUGGCGUAUAAAGAAACGUGAACAAAGAGCCAAACUUACAGCUGAGGAUAAGGAAAGAAUUAAAAGGAGAGAUGCACAGUUGCAGAAGGCAAAACGCUUAUUAUCCAGAGUUGACAGCCAAACAAGUGAAAAAGUCAGCCAAGUUGCAUCUCCUAGGAGCCACAGAUAUAAUGGACGCAGGGAAAGAAUCUUUUCUCAGUCCUAUGCAGUUGUCAGUCAUGUUGACACAAUGCAGAGUCCAAUGGAACCUUCUCACGUUAUUUCACCAAAGCACUCGGUUAAAAAGAAUUUGUCCAGCUCCAGUUUACAGACAGAAGCGCAUCCAUUUUCUGCGGCUACAGACAAACUUAAGGAAGGAGAAAAAUUAGCUGGUAACUUUAAAUCUGAUAUUGUUAUGCCUUAUACUCCCUCUGGUGUGAACUCUUCUUGUUCUGAGAGAGAGGCAAGUAAUUUUACAGAAUCAUUACAAGGUAUAGUUGACCCAGUUAAGGAAUCAUUGUCUGGUGAAAGAAAGUCCAAAUUUUACAAAAGACCAGACAGUUUUAGAAGUAAUUUAUCUAAUGUAAGGAAAUCUAUCCCAUCCCAGAUGCAAAAAGUUUCAGUUUUCAAUCCCAGAUUUAAAGAUGGUAAUGCUGAUCGCUGGAAUACUUUUAGAUCCAGGAUUCACAAAAAGUUACUUGACACACAGCGACUAGGCUGGCAGGAAAACCGAAGAAGAAAAAUGGGUUCUGUCAACUAUAGAUCAGACCAGGCAAACCACUUUGAGAUAGGCAGGCAGAGUGUGCAAGCUCAGAUAGACAACGAGAAGAUGGCCAAACGCAGAGAGUAUUGGCGUCUAAAGAAACGUGAACAGAGAGCUAAGCUUACUUCUGAAGCAAAGACUAAAACGAAGGACAGAGCAUCACAGUCUCGAAGAGUGAAGAAGUUUCAGCCAAUGCAAGGAGAAAAGUGCAAUGAACUCAAUGAGGUUGUACAGGUACAUACUGCUGAGACCGUGGUUAUUCAGGAUGAUACCUGCGAAGCAAUUGGGGGCUUUAUUAAAGAAGAUGGCACGAUGAAUUCUGUUGGGGAUAUUUCUUUGCAUUCUUCAGCCUAUAGGUCUGCAGAAGUUAAUUCAAACACAUGGAGCAGUAACACUCUCAGAAUAAACAACUCAAGGAAGUCUUCAAAUUCCCUACAAACUCAAAAGUUUGCAUGUUUGCAAGAAAUGAAUGACUUGAUUAAUGGUGAUAAUUCAAGUAAUCAAAUAAGUUUCGAGUCUGUCACAACUAAAAGCCCUGCUCAUUUAUUGCCUUUACAUUCCUCUAAGUCAAAAUAUGCAUCUGUUGAUAAUUCUGUUGCUUCUCUUAACUCUCCAAAUGGUCUUGGCCACCGUGAGAAUGAAAGGAAUAGUAGAAGCCGCCAAGACCUCCUGAAAGAACGACGGACCAACAAGCUGGUUAAAAAGUAUGCAAUUAAAAAUCCACCACAGAUAAAUGUUAACAUAUUUAGAGGUAAUCUUCAAAGAAAUAACUCAGGAGUAAAUUUAGAAGAUGAAAGAUUGGCCAGAAAACGUGAAUACUGGCGAUUAAAAAAGAGAGAGCAGAGAGCAAAGCGUGCAGUUCGAGAGAAGAGAUUCAUGCAGUCCAGACAGACUUUAAAGAUGACCAGAUCUUCAAGUACAAUAUCAGAUAUUACUGUGGGACUUUUACCAGCUGCAGUUGUAAUUGAUGGAACAUUAAUGAGCCUUUUAGAUCAGAAUAAACCUAAUGCAAAAAACAAGUCUAUCACAGAACAGAAAAUAAUACCCAGUAAUCUGAUUGAAUCAAAGGAAUCCAGUGAUGUUUGUUUUGUAAAGGAGUUUAAGACACCAUUGUCUCAUUCAACUGAUCUUGCAUCCUCAGUGCAUGUUAACAAAGCAACAGUUCGCAGUAAUGUGGUGGUCCCUUCAUCAGAGAACUCUGCACUUGUGCUUGUGGAAAGUGAAAAUCCAACAGAUGUUAAUGUUUCAAGUGAUGGAAUCCCACAGAUUCGGCGAUGGAGGCUUAAGGCACAAAACAUCAAUGAAAAAGGCAUUCUUACUCGACAGAGAGAGGGCCAAAAAGGCAGACUGUUGCAGCAGCAACAGAGUCAAGAGCUUUCUCAGUGGAGGAUAACACGGCACAACUUGAAUAAAAGAUAUUUCUGUCGGCAGCCAAGAAUGGUUAGGGCUGGCAGCACAACAAUUCAGAUUGAUGAGACUACAAGAUUACGUCGACGGGAGUAUUGGAGGGUAAAAAAGAGAGAACAGAGAGCCAAAAAGGCUGCUCUAGAGAGAGAGAUGAGGACAUUUGAAAAUUCUAGAAAGAUGGAGACCAGUAUCCAGGACCAGGAUGUGAACCUGUACAAGAUGGGAAUAGAAUGCACUCCAGUGGAAAUUGGAAAAAAGCAUGGCAAAUAUCGUAAAGGUCUGAAGAACACUGAAAACAGUGCGGAAGGUUUACAGAUUCCUUCUCCUGUAGCAGCACUGAAUAUUUCAAACUUUGAAGAAGCUGAAUGGGAAGCAGUUAGUAGUUUGAGUUCACUUAAUGAAAAUAUUAAAAAUGCCCAUCUAAAUGACACUGGUGAGCUGGGGUUCCCUGAGAAAUUACAGAUUGAAAUUAGAAAAAUCUGUGAGACUGCUAAUGAGAUAAGUUCUGCCAACUAUGCAACUCUUCCACAAAUGUAUCCAGAAAACGAAACAGAGAAACCAAAAGUGGUACAUUUUGGCAUUCAGUCAUCGCAGAAAAACCUGUUACCUUGUGGAAUGCCUGUUGAAAACAGAACUUUGUUAGUAGAAAAUAAAAAUGCUGUCCUGGGUGAUAAAUCAAGUUCUCAAGCUGUUCAAAAAUGGUGUGUUGGAGUAGACGAAACUGAAAAGCAUACUGUUGAAUCAAAAAAUAAAGAUGAUGCCCCAGUUACAUUUUAUCAUCAAGAUGGAAAACGUGAGGAAAAUAUACACUUUUAUCAAGGUUCUCACUGGCAAACACAAAAAAUACAGCAAAGUAAGCAAUCCAAUAUCCGACCUAAUAUACCAAGUGGAACUUCCAAAUUAUCAAGGCAACUUGAUGAGGCUACAUUACUGCGACGACGAGAGUAUUGGAGAAUCAAGAAGCAAGAACAAAGAGCCAAAGUAUCCGCAAAAAUGCGAGAACUGAAGAAGCAAACUGAUGGCGGAGCAGAGAUAUGGAGUAAUGCCCUGUCAGCCUCAUAUGUCCAGCAUAUAAAGGGUGAAGAUCAAUGGCAAAUACAUAAACCUAAACACAGCAGCAUGACACACAGCACCCAUAUAGAAGAUGUAGACCAAGAUCUUAAAAUGGAAGCACGUAAUGACAUUAUAUCUCUGAGACUGGAAGGUAGGAUAUAAAGGAAUU